Messenger RNA from Penicillium samsonianum, 660 nucleotides. Its product is annotated as ankyrin repeat protein. The transcript has a single exon. Gene Ontology annotation, molecular function: protein binding. The coding region runs from base 1 to 660 and encodes 219 amino acids. Lineage: Eukaryota; Fungi; Ascomycota; Eurotiomycetes; Eurotiales; Aspergillaceae. The record is from RefSeq and is a predicted model, not a curated record.
AUGGCCCAAAACCCUUACCUCUUGGCCUGCGACAACCCAACGGCCCUUCUAGAGCUGCUGCGGUCCAACCCCUCGAUCGCAUCGAGCCAAGAUGAGUCCGGAUACUCAUUGCUGCACGCCGCAGCCUCAUACGGCCAUAUCGAUCUCCUACGUGCUCUAGUGAAAGAAUUCAACGUCGAUGUCAACCUCCUCGACGAAGAUGGCGAGACAUGUCUAUUUGUAGUCGAGGAGAGUGACAUCGCGCGCUGUUUAGUCGAGGAGCUAGGUGUGGAGGUCAAUAAGAAGAACGCCGAAGACUUUACAGCUGUGGAAAAGUUCGAGACCGAGAAUGACUUCCCACAGGUCGCUACCUAUCUCCGCGAAGUCGUCGGGGGCGCUCCUGCUGCUCCAACGCACGCUCAAGCCGCCGACGUUUUGAACUCGUCCGGGCCCAUCCCCGGCAGCGAUAUGAGGGUCAACAUUGGAACAAUGACGGAGGAAGAAGCCACUGCUGGUGGUGAACCCGAUCCAGAAUUCAAAAGGCGCAUUGAGGAGCUUGCUACGCGUGAGGACUAUUACAGCGAGGAGGUGCAGAAUGAGGUGCGCGAGUUGGUCAAGGAUGCCAUGGCUGGCUCGAAUAUUGAAGCUAUGGAGCGGGAAAUUCGGAGGAGAACUGAGUAA